Molecule: messenger RNA, 1822 nt
Organism: Galeopterus variegatus (Sunda flying lemur)
Lineage: Eukaryota; Metazoa; Chordata; Mammalia; Dermoptera; Cynocephalidae
Gene: TCEA1
Product: transcription elongation factor A (SII), 1
Exons: 9
Coding region: 38-838 (266 amino acids)
Biological process (GO): transcription elongation by RNA polymerase II; DNA-templated transcription; positive regulation of transcription by RNA polymerase II
Cellular component (GO): nucleus
Molecular function (GO): zinc ion binding; nucleic acid binding
Source: RefSeq, a predicted model, not a curated record
AGCAUUGGAUUUGCUGAAGGAGCUUAAGAAUAUUCCCAUGACCCUGGAAUUAUUACAGUCCACAAGAAUUGGAAUGUCAGUUAAUGCUAUUCGCAAGCAGAGUACAGAUGAAGAAGUUACGUCUUUAGCAAAGUCUCUCAUCAAAUCCUGGAAAAAGUUAUUAGAUGGACCAUCAACUGAUAAAGACCCUGAAGAAAAGAAAAAAGAACCUACAGUUACAUCACAGAAUAGUCCUGAAGCAAGAGAAGAAAGUAGUUCCAGUGGCAACAUAAGCAGCAGAAAGGAUGAAACAAAUGCUCGAGAUACUUAUGUUUCAUCUUUUCCUCGGGCACCAAGCACUUCUGAUUCCGUGCGGUUAAAGUGUAGGGAGAUGCUUGCUGCAGCUCUCCGAACAGGAGAUGACUACAUUGCUAUUGGAGCUGAUGAGGAAGAAUUAGGAUCUCAAAUUGAGGAAGCUAUAUAUCAAGAAAUAAGGAAUACAGACAUGAAAUACAAAAAUAGAGUACGAAGUAGGAUAUCAAAUCUUAAAGAUGCGAAGAAUCCAAAUUUAAGGAAAAAUGUACUGUGUGGCAAUAUUCCUCCUGACUUAUUUGCUAGAAUGACAGCGGAGGAAAUGGCUAGUGAUGAGCUCAAAGAGAUGCGGAAAAACUUGACCAAAGAAGCCAUCAGAGAGCAUCAGAUGGCCAAGACGGGUGGAACCCAGACUGACUUGUUCACAUGUGGCAAAUGUAAAAAGAAGAAUUGCACUUACACACAGGUACAAACCCGUAGUGCUGAUGAACCAAUGACAACAUUUGUUGUCUGUAAUGAAUGUGGAAAUCGAUGGAAGUUCUGUUGAGUUGGAAGAAUUGGCAAAAUGUCUGGACCAUUAACAAAAUGGAUUUUGUAAUUAGCUUUAUAACUAGGCCAAGCAACUAGUUUUCCUGCAAAUCAGAUUUUUAAAGCAAAAAACAUCCCUUGGAUUAGUCUUUGUUUUUGACCUUCAAUUCUUCCCUUAAACGCCUUCUACAGUUUCAGAUCAAUAGGGAGAACAUAUAAUAAUUGUAUAAUAUGUUUCAGGACUUUUUUUUUCAUUUUUAUAAGUAAGUUGGUAUUAAAUUUUUAUCUAUUAAACUUUGGGCAAUUUUUUUUUCUUCUUUAAGGAAAAUGUUCCUUAACUUUUUAUAGUCUGAAACAUACACAGUAGAAAUUCUGUUAUUUCUGUUAAUACAUAAAUGGAAAUUACAUCUUUUUCCAUAUUGGCAUGUACCUACAGAUAUUAAAGGAGGAGAAAAGGUAAUUUAAUUUUAGGUUUACCAAAUAUGGUGUGUAUUCAAAAAAUACUUGACCAGCUUGUCUAAAUUGUACAUAAUAUUUGAACUAGUAUAUGAAUUUGAUUUUACGUUCAGAAGCCUGAGAUAAUUAGAUAUCAUUUUACAUCUGUAACUAACCGUAAUCAUUAUCUUUUGUAAUUUCUUAUAUGUGUGUUUUACUUGUUCUUAAUAGAUUUUACUUUUGGAAACAUGACUUUGUUGAAAUCCGUUUGGUUUUGUUGUUUAUUUACCCAUUUGACUUUGUAGUGUAUUUUAGUCUUGCAGAAGACUGUUGUAGUUUUAGUAGGCUUUUCAUAAAUCCCCGCACAGGCAAAGAAUGAAAGCUUCUGAUGGAUUUUUUCCCUCAUAGAAAGAAAUACUGGGAAGAAAAUGCUAGUGUCUUAGAUAGAGUAUUGUAAACAAUUCAUGACUUGAUUUUGAUUUGGAAAUCUGUACUGACCAAGGAUUAAGCUUAAGGAUUGUAUAAAUCAUUAAAGCUGUGGUCUUUCCAUAUGGAGAUUGAUAGAAAA